AUGUCAGUCCUAUUCGAGACGCUCACUCGGAUUAUGGCCACCGAGUUGACUGUCCAGUCGGAGCGUGCGUUCCAGAAGCAGCCGCACAUCUUCCUCAACUCCAAGACCAAGGCCAAGAGCGCCAGACCGGGCAAGGGCGGCCGACGAUGGUAUAAGGAUGUCGGUCUGGGUUUCCGUACCCCCAAGACUGCCAUUGAGGGCAGCUACAUCGAUAAGAAGUGCCCUUUCACCGGUCUCGUCUCCAUCCGCGGCCGUAUCCUGACCGGUACCGUCGUUUCCACCAAGAUGCACCGAACUCUGAUUAUCCGAAGAGAGUACCUCCACUUCAUCCCUAAGUACUCUCGUUAUGAGAAGCGCCACAAGAACCUUGCGGCCCACGUUUCUCCCGCUUUCCGUGUUGAGGAGGGUGACCAGGUCACCGUUGGCCAGUGCCGACCUCUUUCCAAGACUGUUCGUUUCAACGUUCUGCGUGUUCUGCCCCGAACUGGCAAGGCGGUUAAGAAAUUCAGCAAGUUCUAA
Molecule: messenger RNA, 519 nt
Organism: Metarhizium album ARSEF 1941
Lineage: Eukaryota; Fungi; Ascomycota; Sordariomycetes; Hypocreales; Clavicipitaceae
Product: 40S ribosomal protein S11
Exons: 4
Coding region: 1-519 (172 amino acids)
Biological process (GO): translation
Cellular component (GO): ribosome; cytosolic small ribosomal subunit
Molecular function (GO): structural constituent of ribosome
Source: RefSeq, a predicted model, not a curated record